CUUUGAAAUGACGACGGCGAUGACUUGUACGCGACUGACUAUCUUUACGGUCGCCGGAGUAUUAAUUCAGAUCAUCGGACUAUCGAUUUUUGUCUUCGGUUUCUUUCCCGUCAAGCCGACUCUCUCUGGCGUCAGUGGUCGGGAGAGUUAUCGGAAUCCUUUCUGUGAUUCUGCUCCGACUUCGAACGAAUCGGAGAUUCAUCCUGAGAAACUGAGAUUGCUCUAUCAGGAGUUAUCUGGCAUCUCUUCUAAAUAUGAUCGACUGAUUUUGAUGGUUAUUGAUGGGCUUCCUGCGGAGUUCGUUCUAGGGAAAGAUGGCCAACCUCCAUGGAAGGCAUGGAAAGAGUCUAUGCCUUAUACACAGUCACUGUUGGCUAAUGGAGAUGCCAUUGGUUACCAUGCUAAAGCAGCUCCUCCAACUGUUACAAUGCCGAGGUUGAAGGCAAUGGUUUCUGGAGCUAUUGGUGGUUUCUUGGAUGUGGCUUUCAAUUUUAACACGCAAGCCCUCUUAGAUGACAACCUUCUUGGUCAGUUCUUUAGGAUUGGUUGGAAAAUGGUGAUGCUCGGCGAUGAGACUUGGCUCAAGUUAUUCCCUGGGCUAUUCAUGAGACAUGACGGUGUUAGCAGUUUCUUUGUCAAAGAUACAGUACAGGUAGAUAGAAAUGUGUCACGACACUUGCCGGAUGAGUUUAAUAGUCAUGACUGGAAUCUCUUGAUCCUUCAUUACCUUGGUUUGGAUCAUGUUGGCCAUACGGGCGGCCGUAACAGCCCCUUGAUGGCUUCAAAACUUAAAGAAAUGGAUGAUGUAGUUAGAACAAUGCAUUUAAGAGCCAUGGUGGAUCGUAGACAUGAUCAGGGACAGACUCUUCUGAUAGUAGUCAGUGAUCAUGGCAUGACUGAGAAUGGAAAUCACGGAGGAUCGUCAUAUGAAGAAACUGACUCCUUAAUGCUCUUUAUUGGCUUGAGUAGCAAUAGUUCUGACUAUGCUGCAGCUACCAAUAAUGUAGCUUUCCAGGUAGAUUUGGCGCCAACUUUGGCUCUUCUAUUUGGUGUGCCGAUCCCGAAAAACAAUGUUGGAGUCCUUGUGCCUGGAACACUCAGUUCUUUAAGAGAUUACGAGCAACUAAAGGCGCUAGAACUGAAUUCCUGGCAGUUACUCCGACUAAUGCAAGCACAGAUACCAAGUUCCUCGUUUGUAGGUUUCUCCUGCAAUUGCUUCCUUGAUGGAACUUGCGAGGGUCUUGGUUCAGAUAUUAGUGAGUGUUCUGGGGAUAGAGAGAAGCAACUUAUCUGUUUGUUUAGGAACGCUGAUGUUCUCCAUGGCAUUUGGAAGUCCAAGAAAUUGACAGAGUCGUCUAGUGCCAUGGAAGAUUUCAGCAGAGCUUUAGAUGCAUAUAACGUCUUCUUGAAAACUGCAAGUGAGUGGUUAGCAAGCAAAACCACUGAAAAACCAGUUUUCUUACUCGGUCUUGGGGUGAGUGCCAUGCUUCUUUCAUGCUUCGUCUGUGUCACUCUCUUCCUCUCCUUACUGAAAGAAGUUUACCAUGAGCCCAAGGAUCGAGUCUACAGCUUGACUUGUCUGCUGAAUUUAGAAGAGGUCUUCAUUUUGGUCGUUCUUUUGAUAUCCGUUAUAAGUAUGGGAUCUAGUUCAAUGGUGGAAGAAGAGCAUUAUAUAUGGCAUUUCAUGGUAUCUACAUUCUAUCUCCUGUUACUUCUCAAGACAGCAAAGUCAUUCAAUCUUUCCACGGGGUUGAACAUACUCAGAGACCAUAAAAUCGGUUCUAUCUUUCUGCUUCUUAUUUCUGGUAGACUACUGAGAGGUUGGCGUCAAGGCGGCGUGAACUGGACUUACCUUCCUGAUAUUUCCAAGUGGCUAGAGCAAGUUGGUAGUGGUUAUGUCAAAUGGAUUCAGCUAAUCUCAAACUUCCUUGUUAUUGGCCUCGGACUAUUUACUCUCUUUCGAACAGGGUCAAAGAGAAAAAGUGUCUGCAUCCUAGCAUUUGGUUUCUCAACAUGUGGGUUCCUGAUUCUUCUGCAUGCCUGGAGAUAUCAGGAUGAUAUGUUUGCCGAUUAUGGAGCCACUGUAACAGCAAAACUUAUCUAUAUGUUUCUUUCUCUAUCUGCCAUUGGAGCCGCUUUAGUGUUGCCAUGGUCUAUGCUAAACAAAGACAAGUCCUUUCUAGCUGAAGCAGGUGAUUGCUUGUAUUUGAUCGGCUCUGCAUACAUACUGUGCUGGUGUCUUCUACAGUUACUUCUCCAACAACCGAUAAACUCUGGGGCCAUACUUUUGCUGCUCAUCCAAAUCUUAGCGAUUUCAAGUCUUUCUUCCAAAGAUUUGCAGGUCAAAGAAUGGAUUGAGAUUGCUGCACUCUACUACAUGGGAAUGGCAGGUCACUUUGCUCUUGGAAACAGCAAUACGUUAGCAACCAUAGACGUUGCUGGUGCUUUUAUCGGAAUCUCUAGUCAUUCUACAAUACUUUCAGGGAUCUUGAUGUUCAUGAUCACCUACGCAUCUCCCUUGCUGUUCCUUUUGUCCCUUGUCAUGUACAUCGGCGCAAAGCUAAGAAACCAAUCACACUCUCACGGGGACACGAAUCUCGGACAAGCCUUGAAGCUAACUCUCGGAUUCCCUUGCCUCGUUCCUCUCUGCAUCAGUUCAAUACUCUUGACUGCAUACACUGCGGUUUUGCUACUAAUGAGGAAUCAUCUCUUUGUGUGGAGUGUCUUCUCUCCCAAGUACCUAUAUGUGUGUGCAACCACUCUCUGCACAUACAUUGGAGUCUGUAUCGUCGCUGUUACUGUAACCUACACAUUUUCUGUCACUACCUUCCUUAGAAGCAACGCAACAACAAGACAACGACUCGUAGACUCGUAGUUAAUUAUGGUCUUUCUUAUGUAGGCAGAGAGAUACUAUUUGAUGUUGUAGAACAUUAAAGAUACUGUUUAAAUUGAUUUUUUUUUUUUUUUGCUGACUCAUAUCUUUAAUUUAUUAUUAGUUAAGUUAACUAUAUUAUUAUUAACUUGUGGAAGUAUAAUUGUGUAAUGUCUAAUAAGUUGAUGAAACAAAU
This is a messenger RNA of Thlaspi arvense, 3068 nucleotides long. Lineage: Eukaryota; Viridiplantae; Streptophyta; Magnoliopsida; Brassicales; Brassicaceae. The record is from the annotation of a GenBank genome assembly.